Molecule: messenger RNA, 699 nt
Organism: Pistacia vera
Lineage: Eukaryota; Viridiplantae; Streptophyta; Magnoliopsida; Sapindales; Anacardiaceae
Product: cysteine-rich receptor-like protein kinase 11
Exons: 1
Coding region: 1-699 (232 amino acids)
Source: RefSeq, a predicted model, not a curated record
AUGCAUAACCCUGCAAAGGGUUUUAAACGUUGGAUUUGUUUGGUUUCUUUUAUGCUUAUUAUAAACAUUGGUGUUACCAGAGCAACUAUAUGUUCCGACUCGGGGAAUUUCACAAGUAAUAGCACUUAUGAGAAGAACAGGAAUCUGAUCCUCUCAUCUCUUGCUUCUAAUGUCACUCGACAUGAAGGGUUUUUUUAUAAUGCAAGAAUUGGCCUGGAGCCUGACAAAGUUUAUGCUCUUGUGAAUUGUAGAGGAGAUUCUUCAGCAGAAGAGUGUGCUAGUUGUGUAAGUUCUGCAGCUAAAGAUAUUGUGAAGACAUGUUUGAACCAGAAAGAAGCAGUGGCAUGGGGAGGGAGUCCUCAAUGCAUUGUGCGCUAUUCAAACAGCUCUUUUUUGGGCAAAAUGGAUGCGGAUCCUAUGGCUGGAGACGAAAAUAAGAAUAAUAUAACCUUAAACAUGACACAGUUUGAUCAGAGUUGGGAGAAUUUGAUGAACCGGUUGUUGAGAGAAGCUGCUGCUGGGGCUAAUAAUUCUACAAGCAAGUUUGCAAUUGGGGAGGAAAGUGUGACAAGCUUUGUGAAGAUUUAUGCACUCAUGCAGUGUACUCCAGAUAUUUCACAGAGUGAUUGUGAGGAUUGUCUUNUGUUCAAAGAAGUGAUAUUUUGCUUGAAGCAUUAUUUUGGAUUAAACUGGAGCUGA